GGAGUGGAUUAUCGUCUGCUUAUUCAGAUAACCGACGUGAGUUAAGCCGGGUUGUUACUGAUAUUGGUAUACCUGACAAAACACCGCGUAAUGUUGAUCAGUUUUGUUAUACGCAGAAUUGUAAGUUAAAAUCGACUGAUAUUCCAUCUGAUGUGAGUUCAGGAAAUACUGUGUUGAAACUUUUCAAAGAUUUGGAUUGUACAGCAAAUUCUGACAGAUCACUUGAACCGGUAAAUUCUCAUUCGCCUGAAGGGAGUUGUGAAUUAAAUACACCAGCAUUUGAUUUCUCACGAAGGAGAAAACUGACGGAUAUUCAGCGAUCUGGAGAAAUUGUGUCGGGAAUUUCAGAAAAUUUGGACACAUUAACCAUUUCAGAGAGAGUAUUGGAAUUGAAAGCUUCGCAUCGACACAACUGUUCAUCAAGUCAAUCAACAUUUCAAAUUUUGACGACGGAUAAGCCAUAUGAUAGUUCCGGUAGUGAAAAUUAUAGAACUUUGGAUAACAAGUCUGGUAGAAAUGCUCGUCUUGUGAACAAUAAUAAAAAGUCGUGGGUUACACGGGGCGUUACUUUAACUGGUGUUGAAUUAUCUUCACGUGUGGUGAAUAACCGACUCAGCAAAUAUCCUUUGCAAAAAAACACAGAAACAACUCAAUCUCAAUUCACGGGCCCCGAUGCAGUUAAUGGAGCUGAAUGUCAAGUACCGGGGGAAAUUCUAGACACGCCGGUCGCUCAAUUAGCUGACCCAACUCGAACACCAGGCAAUACAUCCCGGACAGCAGCUGCACCAUCCCGGACACCAAAAUCAUAUCGGAAACCAAAAGGUUUGGGUAUUUUAAAAACAGAAAAUAUUAGAUCCAAUUUAAAUACCAAACUCCUAAAAGGGAAUAACUCAGUUCAAUCGACCCGUAAACAUAGUGUUGUAUCGUUUAAUAUUCCCGGAGACAUCGAUAAUGAACCUGAUGGCGUCUGCUCUCGCUGUUUUAGAAGAAUGACUACCCCUGAGUUACCGCCUUUGGCAGACAGAUCGAGAUCAUUAAGUGGGUCCACCGAAUUUGUAACAUUGCCAAAUAAACCCCGGAAACAAAUUGAAGCGUCAUUAUUAGACAUAGCAUCAUCACGAUCUCCUCAUAGUUUCUCUUCGUCUUCGGGGUACUCGCAUCCAUCCGGCACCAAUACGCAUACAACGGGGCGACUGCCAAGGACGACGUCUUGGUGUGCUACAGAUCAGCCUGCAAAACUGGGAACAGUGUUUGAACAGAAACCUACCGAUCCGCACCUGAAGAAACUUUCAAAUGAGGACUCCACAAGUUUGGUAAAACAUCAUCCGAGAUCCGUUUCCCAAGAUUCAAGAAACUCUACCAUGGGUCGCGUAAGUCAAACCGGGGUUAUUACAAACUCUCACAGUAAUACAAACAUGAAUUCGAAUGGGACAAACAUUUCACAAAGUUCAAAAAGAAAUGGAAUCAAAAGAAUAAUGUCAGAUCCGAAAAUGAUAACAGAAAGAAAAAAUAUGAAAAACUCUAAUUUAGCUUUUAAUAAAAGACUAUCUUACCAACAAACGAACGCAUUAACUGCUAGAACGACGACCCGCAGCAGCCUCUACAAUCAUAAACACAGUAGUGUGGAUUUUAACGGGAACGGUAAACGAAAUAUUAACACAACGAACUCUAAAAAACACGUUUCAGUGAGUGAUCAUAUAAAGUUUCAGAUUGGUGAUGAUGAUGAUGAUGACGACGAUGAUGGAUCAGAACCCGAUGAAGCUACAAAAGAACGCGUUUUACAAUGGUUAGAUGUUGUGAACGGAGAAGCUGAGGAUCCCCCAGAGCCGGAUUUUGUUUACGAAGAUACUCCUCCUCAAACUGACAGUGCUAUUCAUAUAGUUUACGGCGAGUCGUGAUAUACCCUGUGUUAUAAUUUAUUAUAUAAACUGUGAUCGCGAAUAAUUCACGAUUCAACCAAGUUCACGACAUCUGUCAUAGCUUAUAGCUAAAUGGGCCAAUGGUCUUAGAUCGUUGAGCUGAACACUAUUUUGUUAAACAAUAAUCAACCGUCCCGUAUCAUGCUAAUCAACGAAACAAUUUUCAUUGAAUUUGGACACCAUUUUACAUGUGAUGUCGUGUGAAUUUGACUUCAAUUUGUGUACCAUAGUGUUUUGAAAUCGGCAAAGGUUUUGUAUUUGGUUAACAAAUUGAUUUUUUUAAACGAAAACAUAUUAGAUUUUUAAAAAAUUGAUUCGCGUGUAAUAUUGAGUAUUAAAAAGUAAACAGUAAACUACAGUGACAUGUUUGCAUGGCAAUAUAGUAGCCUUUUCCCAAAACACCUUAAACGUAAAUUGAGUAGAACAACAAAAUAUUAAAUAUCUAUGUGUUUUAAUGAAUUACCGAGUACAAACAUUUUGUGCCUCCCCCACCUCGCACCCCCCCCCCCCCAAAAAAAACAAAAAACAAAACAACAACAAAAAUCCCGUAUAUGUCACUGACAAUAGAUAUGAUAGGUACGUGUGGGGAAUAUAACAAAUGACGUUUAUUGAGUUUUGAAACAAGAACUCUUCAUUACGAAAGGCUAUCUUGUGCCAAAUGUUUUCUGAUAUGACAUGAAUUUAAAUAGUGUUAAAUCCCGGUGUCUACCCAAUUCUAUAUUAAAUUAUUUUUUUACAUUAUUUAUUUAUGUAGGCUACUUUCAUUUGUUAUUUGUUUACCCGUUGUCUGUGCCAGAAAUUUGUUAUUUGUUUACCCGUUGUCUGUGCGAGAAAUUUUUUUCAAAUAUUCCGAAUAUUUGAUUGCCCAGAAUCUAAACCUAUUUUAUGCCCUUAUUCAGAAGUACACAGGUUACGAAUCUGAUAUAGGACUUCUCUGACUUUACACAGAACUACAAUGUUGUUGACUUGACAUUGAACUACAAUGUUGUUGACGUGCCAUAUGACUACAGUGUUCUUGAUUUGGCAUAGGACUACAGUGUUGUUGACUUGGCAUAGCACUACCCUGUUGUUGACUUGGCAUAUGACUACUCUGUUGUUGACUUGGCAUAUGACUGCAUGUUGUUGAACUGACAGACUAUAAUGUUGUUGACCAUGUGACUACAAUGUUGUUGACUUGACAUAGUACUACUCUGUUGUUGACUUGACAUAGGACCAUACUCUGUUCUUGACUUAACAUAGGACCACACUCUGUUGUUAACUAUACACAUGACUAUAGCCUAACUCAGUAUAGUUGACUUUACGUAGCACUGCUGUGCUGUGGAAUAUGGAAAAGAUUAGAGGUUCGGAUUCGUGGCAAUUUGGAUUUUUUCAGCAGAAGGACUAGAUAUACAAAAUUGCAUCCCAAAUGAUUAAUGGCAGCAAUGCAAUUUGCAAGUUUAAUGAACCGGCUUGGCUUUUUUUUUAAAGACAAGUUGAUGUCAAAAGAAACCUUAUGUCAUGGAAAAUGUCUGAAAAUUAUUUAUAAACGCCACUGUGUAAACGCCAUUGGAAAUGUUAGGUCAUUUGCAAUGUCACGUCAUUGGAAAUUUUACGUCAAUGUAAGGUCACUGGAAAUAAGUCUCUAGAAUUUCUAUACAAUAUCUAGUCAUGUAGGCUACCAGUGAAGGUGCAUAAUGUAAGAUUUAGAUAAACCAUUGGUCGUUCUUGCUUUAAUAGUUCAAAAAUAGAUAAUGAAAGUUUCAAUUAAAUUACUUUAUUCUGGGCGAAGUUAUGACUGUUUGAAGAUGUACCAUAGAUCGUGUAUUAUCGUAGCAACGGUACUUGCCAACAGAGAUUUAGCCACGAGGCUUCAGUUUAUUGUUAAAUUUUUAAAUCUCACGCGUGUUUAAAUCCAUUUAAAUCUCGGCCAUUCAAUGAUGUCGAGAGUUGAUUAUGGGCUUGUCAUGUAAAUUAUAACUUAUAAUUCAAUUGAGGCAAAAAGAAAGAAUUGCAAUAGGGAGAUUUAACUCUUACAUAAUGCAUCUUUAAAGACAGGAACAAUAAUAAUAGUAAUAGUAUCAUUAUCAAUGACAAUGUACCAUCAUGUACAAAUGUAUUUAUUUAUUUAUUUAAAUGAAAUUAUAAAAUAUAUAAAUUUGACCUAGCCUUA
Molecule: messenger RNA, 4068 nt
Organism: Patella vulgata (common limpet)
Lineage: Eukaryota; Metazoa; Mollusca; Gastropoda; Patellidae
Product: histone-lysine N-methyltransferase, H3 lysine-79 specific-like
Exons: 1
Coding region: 990-1898 (302 amino acids)
Source: RefSeq, a predicted model, not a curated record